Messenger RNA from Aedes albopictus (Asian tiger mosquito), 7679 nucleotides. RefSeq names its product guanine nucleotide-releasing factor 2 (gene C3G). The transcript has 17 exons. Gene Ontology annotation, molecular function: guanyl-nucleotide exchange factor activity. NCBI's taxonomy places the organism in Eukaryota, Metazoa, Arthropoda, Insecta, Diptera, Culicidae. Gene Ontology annotation, cellular component: plasma membrane. The coding region runs from base 1121 to 6043 and encodes 1640 amino acids. Gene Ontology annotation, biological process: positive regulation of GTPase activity; Ras protein signal transduction. The record is from RefSeq and is a predicted model, not a curated record.
CAACGCAAAGCCGCUGCGCUGGCUGGUUGUCGCCGAUGAUGGUGGUGCACCGACUGACUUGGUUGGUUGAAUUCUCUCAGCAGCAGCAGGAGUAGAGCAACCAACAACAGCGCGCCAAGCUCCGGCAGGCAGGCAGGGCCCAAGUUGGCCAAUUUCUCGCAGUUUGAUUUUUCCUCUACGAUCGGCUAGUCGCGCUUGCUUGGUUGUUGGUUGUCGUCGUCGUCGUCGUCGCCGCCGCAUGUUAACUAGUCGACAGCGUCGUGGCGCGCGCGUUGGCGUGUUGUCGUCAUCCGAUGUGCGGGAGCAGCGUGCUGUUUAUGUUUGGACGAUUAAAUAUUUUGGAGCGUCUUGAUUUGUCGUCUUCGUAGUUUCCGGACCGUGUCCCGCCCGCUCGGGACCAGGUGCACCCGGUGGAACGCUGAGAACUGUUAUUUCUGCAUUCGUUUGCUUGUUUAUCCAGUUAGGCUAGGCUGCGGGGGUCGAGUGCCGGUGUAAAUUGUGACAAAGGGUGAUUUUUUUCGUGGAAAAUUGGCUCAAGUGGAACGCAGUGAUUUCAGUGGAAAAUUGAGGAUAUUUCCAGGAUACAGUCUUAGUGAAGAUAUUUGAUUGCGUUAUAACUACGCAAAAAGCUGUACGAAUUGCGGUGUAAUGAUAUGGGCAAACACAUGGCUUAAUGAUGAAUAAUUAGUUGUUGAAGUGCGAAGUGAACUUUGGUAUUCGGUAAUACUACUUUGAGAAAUGUCGUUUUGGUGAUGUAUGAAUUAGCACCAAGUGUAAGCCGCAAUGGAAUCGAAGAAGAGUGAUGAUCAGCGUACGAGUGUUUAGCACCUGCGAAGUAAAUAGUUUCAAGGACUGUCCUGUUUAGUUGAUUCAGGUGUGAUUGAUGUUGUGGAAUUUAAAAAUUGUUCAUGGGACAACGAAGCAGAAGAUUUCCGCAGCAACAGCAGCCAAGUGAGCGCCCCCGACUCGGACCCGUUCCGCGACUUUGGCGCUCAGCAAUCUCGGUCGGUGAUGAUGGUUUGAUCUUUAAGGUAACGUGGAGGAUGCGGAUUUCUGGUGAACCAGUUUGAAAGUUUUGCAUACCGAACCGAACCGAAACCGAACCGAACCGGCCGCCAAGAUGCCGGAGUUUGAUGAUACGUUCCUGUUCGAGUGUGCCAAAUUCGAGAAGAAAAAGUGGAAAUCCUACAACAUUAGCCUUCGGCCGAGCAGCAUAGUGCUGAAGAGUGUGGCAAGUUUUAGUCCUAGUGUGAAUAAUAAUAAUAAUAAUAAUACAAACACCACCAACAACAACAAUUACCGAGGCAGUAAAUUUCUGGUGGAUGAUGGCGAUGUCGGUGGGGUGAUUGUGGGUGGCCUGGAGAAACCAAUCAGCAGUGAUCAGAACAACGGGGGAGGCGGAGGGCAUCCGGAGGUGGUCCUGAGGAAACGUGACCAUUCGGCGGCGUCCAAACAGCACCAGUACCACCGGAAUGCGACCGUCAAUUACCUGUAUUCUAGUGUGAGUCCGAUCCGUGAGAAAAUUCUCGGCUACCAGUUCAAGCGACACUCGUACAGCCCAGGGCUGUUUGCGGCAACUGCGGUGCCAUCCUUUGGAGAAUAUUGCGAUAACGGAACAAUCGGCCAAAGUGCGAACAACAUUUCUGCGUCGGCCGGAACGACCCCUCGGAACAGUGGAAGCAGCACCGCUAGCAGCAAUUGUGCUACCAACUCGCAGCAGCAGCAGAAUUCAAUUGCCAACGCCAGUCCGGUGUCCACGCAAACCGCAUCGACACCUGCUGUGACCGAGAACGGUGACGGCGGCAAAACCGUAACGCCCGGUGCCCCCGGGUCUUCCGGACACAAGGGCAGCAUUCGCGGUAACAAGCUGGCACGGCGGGCGCGUUCGUUCAAGGACGACUUCCUGGAGAAGAUCAGUCAGAUACGGACGCCCACCAACACGAUGACGAGAUCCCACUCGCCCAACAGCCCCCGCAGUGGAAGCGGAAAUCGGAGCAGCGCCAAGUCCGGCCAUGGGGACGACCUGCUCGGGAGCAGUACCAAGCCGGUACAGGAUCUGGCCUACCACGUGAGACAGGUGAAGAACGCCCUGACGCACUUCAAGGAUGUGAUACUGAAGAACAAGCUGGAGAUGCUGCCCGGCAAUGGGACGGUGGUGCUGGAGCUGAUUGCCAACGUGCAUACGGCCCUACAAUCCUACACGCUGAACGAAAACAGCACCGUGCUGAUAAACGCCACCAACCACGUCUACAUGUCCCUGGGGAACCUGCUGAAACUCUGUGAUGAAGUGCUGCUGACGGCCGACAACGAGAACUGUCCCUCGCUGAGCAAAGAGAAUGUCAAGGAGAUCGUCGAGCUGAUGGACAAAGCCGUCAACAAUCUGGUCAAUCUGGCUAAUGAGAAAAUCUCCGAAAAAGCUGCCGGCGGUAGCAACUCUUCCAACACGCUGCAACGGCCGGCCGUGGACAUCGCCAGCCAGCGAACUUCCCUGCCGGAUAUUCCGCUCACGCCCCGAGAGCGUGACAUCCUCGAGCAAACCUCGAUGAAAACGGUUCGCGCCUCGCACAGUACCGAAAGCAUCCUUCGCGAUUCUAGUCCCCCUCCAAAACCGCCGCUUCCGGACCGUGGCCAAGACCCGCCUCCAUUACCCCCGAAACGAAAAAGCCAACACUCGAAGAACCACUCGUUUCACGAAACGUCCGACUGCAAUUCGGAUUCCACCUUUCUGGGGUGUGGCGCCCUGGAUCGAAUGUCCCUGCGGUCACGCUCCCCGGAGGAUAACUCUAGUCUGCUGAGUGCCAGCGCUGGUUCGCUGGACUCGGCCUUGAACCACUCCCGCGAGGAGGAAGAACUUCGGGCGCUCACCCAGGACAAAUCGUCCCUGUUGGCGGGCAGCCAAAUUGGCAGCGUCGCCAUCAGUUCCGGUGUGUGGGACGAAUCCGACUGCCCCGGAAUGUUGCUGCAAAGCGGCGGUGGUCCCAUCCUCACCGACAGUUCCAUGAUAGACCGGUUGAUGAACAACCGCAACUCCAACGAGUCCGGCUUCGAAUCGAUGUACUCGCUCCGGAUCAGCCGGGAUCACCAGCAAUCCUCCAGCACCUCUUUCAAGUCGGCUGCUUUCGCCUCGAACAAUUCCCAGAUUCAUCACAUCCAUCAGCAGCAACAACAUCACCAACAGCAGCAGCAGCAGCACCAGAAGAUUGACACCUUCGUGACGCAGGCCAGCGGCGACAGUGCCGGCGAGGUGGUGUCCACGACCACUACCACGGAAGUGACCACCAGCAGUAGUCGGAUCCAAUCGGCUAGUCUUUCCAAAACCAUUCAGUACGGUAGCAUCGAAGCCAACGAUGAGGUAUUCGGUGGAAGCGGCGAAAUCGGCGGCGGCAGUGAUAAACCGCCGGCCCUACCGAUCAAAACCCGCCAGCACAGUAUUAGACGGGAGCGACAUCCCUCGCAGUACGACAACGUGGACGACGCGGAACUGGAGCGAAGCUCGCACGAUACGUUCAACUCGUCUUCGCUACACCAGAUCGGGGGUAGUUUCCACCACACCAGCAGUAGCAGCAGCAGCAGCCGGGCGCAGAUGAUCGGCAACCUACCGAGUAAGCACAUCAGCUUGAUCGAACCGCGCCAUAUGAAUCAUUUCAGCGAGGAACCACCGCCCCUGCCCAUGAAGAAGAAGCACAUGUUUCAAAGUGUGGCCUAUUCAGUUAUGGCGUACAUGGAGAUAUUCGGCAGUGCGACGCAUAACCAGGAGUUCAUGCGACACUCGAUGCACACGUACAACCUGUCGCAUCACUCUGGUGGCGGCGGCGAGGGCCACCACAGCCAUCAGAGUUUGCAGCUUCAGCAGCAACAGCAUCACCAGUACCAUCAUCAGUCGUCCGCCGUGUCGAUGACCAGCGGGACCAGCAGUCACAGUCUCAGUCAUAGUCAAACCAUGAGUCUCUCUCCGUCGCGGAACGCGGCCCCUCCCAUAUCGCCGCCGAGCUCUCCCGGCCUCAACGUGAAACCGCCGGCUCUGCCCCCGAAACGGCAGCGCAUCAACAGCAAGACCCCGAGCAUCACCUCAACGCCGCCAGCUAGUCCCAAGGUAUUCGGCGGAAGCACCGACCCGCCCCACCACCAGCCAUCGUCUCCCUCGCCAUCGUCCCACUCGCAGCACCUGAACAGCUGUUCCUCACCCUCGCCAUCGUCGUCCUCGGUCGGUACCCUGCUACCGACGCCCCCGCCAAAGAACCACUCGCUGACGCUGAUAUCCGGCGGCGCCGCAGCCGAAUCAACGCCCGUGGCCGCCAAAAUAAAGGUAUCGCCCGUGUCCGGGGACGAUCCUCACGGGCCAUCUAACCGUAGCACUACUCCCACUUCUACCACCACCCCUACCCACCCGAAUUCCCCCCUGAAUGCUUCCUCGACGAACCCAACCCAGCAGUAUAACAACAACAACCAUUUCCAUAACAGUAACAGUAGUAACAGCCAUAAUAGCAAGUUAGCUAGCAAUAACAUUGGAUGCGGAGGAGGUAAGCCACCAACGGUCGCAUCCGACGAGGAUUACCUGCACCUGUGCGACACGACUACGACGUCGACGGGCAGCGCCGCGAAUCUCAGUAGCUCUAGUAAUAGUAGUAAUCUAGUCAACAACAACAACAGCAAUAAUAACAGCAGCCCUUCGGAUGUUUCCCGCGCGAGGAAGAAGGACGGCGGCCCAGAAGCCGAUGACGACGAGGAGGUCGAAGUGGUUCUGCGGCGCAAUAACAAGAACGGUAUCACUGUGAUCGAGCAGCAGUCGUCGCUCAACCUGAUGGAAGAGCUGGACGUCAGCAACUAUCUGGUCUUCAAGAAGGAGAACGAAGACGGCCCGGACGUAAAGGGUGGCCAUCCGGACGCACUGAUCAUCCACGCCACCAAAGUGCAGAAGAUUUCCGACGUCACUGAUGAGUUCUUAGAGGACGCCUACGGUGAAGCUUUCAUCACGACUUUCCGCACGUUCAUCUCGCCGCUGGAAUUGAUCCAAAAGCUGACCUACCGGUACUCGCUGUUCCACUGUCACAUGACCGACGGCAAACAGAAAGCUGCUAAGGAAUCCUUCUCGCUGCUGGUUCGCGUAGUGAACGAUCUGACGUGUCCGGAUCUGUCCCGCCGUCUGCUGGAGAUCCUGAUGACCUUCGUGUACCAACUAGUCUGCGCCGGUCACCUCACGAUGGCCAAACUGCUCCGCGUGAAGCUGAUCGAGAAGGUUUCCCUGUACAAGCAAAAGCUACCGCGGGAACCGAACCAGGCUCCGCCCUCGUCGCGAUCAGUAAUGACAUCACCGCCCACCCUGUUGGAUCUCAAAUCCGCCGAAAUCGCCGAACAGAUGACCCUGCUCGAUGCGGAGCUGUUCCACAAGAUCGAAAUCCCCGAGGUGCUCAUCUGGGCCCAGGAGCAGAACGAGGAACGAUCGCCCAACCUGACCACGUUCACCGAACACUUCAACAAGAUGUCCUAUUGGGCACGAUCGCAAAUCCUGCGACAGGAGGACGCCAAAGAUCGCGAGAAGCACGUGAUCAAGUUCAUCAAGAUCAUGAAGCAUCUGCGGAAGAUCAACAACUACAACUCGUACUUGGCGCUGCUGUCGGCGCUGGAUUCCGCUCCGAUCAGGCGAUUGGAAUGGCAUCGGACGAUCACGGAGGGUCUGAAGGAGUACUGCGCUCUCAUCGACUCCAGUUCCAGUUUUCGAGCGUACCGUCAGGCUUUGGCUGAAACCAAUCCGCCUUGUAUACCGUACAUCGGUCUGGUGCUACAGGAUCUAACCUUCGUGCACAUCGGCAAUCCGGAUCUGCUUCAGGACGGAUCGAUCAACUUUUCUAAACGAUGGCAACAGUACCACAUAGUGGUCAACAUGAAGCGCUUCAAGAAGGGAUCGUACCAGUUCAAGAAGAACGAGAAGAUCAUCGGCUUCUUCGACAAUUUCGAGAACUACCUGGACGAGGACGCCAUGUGGCAGAUAUCGGAGAGCAUCAAGCCGCGGGGCGGACGGAAACCGAACGUCAACAGCAAUUAGUACAAGUUGAACUGUCUCAAAGGCAGCGACGAACACGAACAGGUGAUGAUGGCUGAGCACCAACGGCAACAGCAACAACGGGAAGAGUCGACUGAGGUCCAGCUCCGGCGGAGGGACCGAUGAAGUGCGUACCGCCAGCCGGAACCAACCGAAACGGAACGAGGGAACCAUGUUUACGAGAAAGGAGAGAGGAGGUAAUCACACUUUAAUGCCAAAUAUGUCGUUGUUUUUUUCGAGUGAUGUUACUUUUCUCUCUGUCCUGGGAGCAAACUUCGAGGACGUGUAUUGGGAAAAGUAUUGUUAUUUUAGCUUUUUAUGAACCCAAAUUUGGUUUUAGGACAAUAUUAGUGUAUUGAGAUUAAAUUUACCCUGCAGUCGUCGUGUUUUUCUGUACGACUGUUGCCGGGGGAGAGCGCAAGCAAAUCGAGUGAAAUUGUGAAUUAUAUAUUUUUUUAUUUAUAUCGUACCAUUGAACCUUAGUGCAUUAGGGUGUGGCUUAUUAUUCAAAAGUUGUUGAAUGUCAUUAUUAUUGACUAUUUAUUAUGGGGAAUUCCACCCGAAGCUAGUAUAUCCCGUCAGUUGUUGAAAUAGACGAGUGCACCAAUGAACUGAAUUCAUCGCGGUCCGAGAAUUUUGACACUAGAGCGGGGUCGCUUCCAAUCAGAAGUGAAUGAUUUCCAAUCAGAAUUGAACAAUUCUGAUUGGGAACGACCCCGCUGUAGUGUCAAAAUUCUCGGACCGCGAUGAAUUCAGUUCAUCGGUGCACUCGUCUAUAAGAAAUAAAAACAAAAUUUACUAGGUCCAAAUGAACAUAAUAAAACCGAUCAUUAGUCCGAGAAAUUUGUCAGCUCCUCAAGACAACACUCAUGGGUGGAUCAACUAUGAGCGCUUGCACGCUGACGUCAUCACUAUCUCCUUCUCUUUCUUUCCUUCGGCGUCGGUCCAUAAAGCCGUCCUUGCCCUCAAAAAAAAUUUGAGGGCAAUGUUUACAAAUCGUAUGAGAAUUCGAUGAGGUUAUGUUUUUGAUGCAAGCCUCUAUCAGUUUCAAAGACAUCUGGAGUUGCACUGAACUGAGCGAAAUAGGUAUCGCAGCGAAAUCUUAGUGCAGUGAAGUAAGGAUCAGAAAAAAUAUUCAUCGAGGUUCCUCCAAACAGUGAACUCAAAUGAUCGUUUCGAUCCUAUUUGCAGGUUUUCAAUGUUGUGUUGCCUUAAUUUAGCAUAAUUUUGAACUUUAACAUCACCUCGAGAAGUUUUCCAUUCAUUAAGAAUCAGGACAAACACACACGACGUUCGAAAAGUAAGCCACAUCCUUCUAGGUAUCCACAACCACACCCAAGUAUCAAUAUGAAGCAUUUUCUUAGGUAAUAACAAAAUUUUGUAAAUAGCGACCAGGCAAACAAGCAAACCAACUAGGUGUUGUUAUGUGGUAGUAGUGAGAUAAAGCAAAAAAAAAAAGAAACACAUGAAGCAAAAUAUCAAACUCAAUAGUACUCACUUCUAGCGAACGAAAAUGGAACUAGUGAUAUGUACAUCCAAUACAACAACAUACACACAAACACGCAUACCGUACACAAACCUAACGCCAACAACAACCAAAAACAUGAAUCUGAAUAAAUUUCCUUUUUUCUGAAUCAUA